This is a messenger RNA of Hibiscus syriacus, 1559 nucleotides long. Its product is annotated as MATH domain and coiled-coil domain-containing protein At3g58270-like. Bases 154 to 1440 code for a protein of 428 amino acids. Gene Ontology annotation, molecular function: protein binding. NCBI's taxonomy places the organism in Eukaryota, Viridiplantae, Streptophyta, Magnoliopsida, Malvales, Malvaceae. The record is from RefSeq and is a predicted model, not a curated record. The transcript has 5 exons.
GGCUAAGCAGUUUAAGAGUAAACAAAGACUUUACAGGAAAAGAAAAGACUUUGAGUUGUGAAUAUUUGUAAUCAAAUCCGGAACGCAAGCUUGGAAACACUGAAAUUUUCUUUCAUUCCACGUUCUGCGGAUAGAGCACCAGAUUCUCUGAUAAUGGAAGUGAAUAACAAGUGCGGGUCUAAUCUUCCCAAGGUUAUAUGGAAGGUUGAAAUUUUGAAAGUAGUGGAUGUUACUAAGUCUCAGUCUGAGGAUGUUAAUGGACAAGUAACAAAGGUCACUUGGAGGAUUGAGAAUUUCUCCAGAAUCAAAGACAAAAAGCUCUACUCUGAAAAUUUUAUUGUUGAUGGCAACAAAUGGCGAAUACUUAUCUUUCCCAAGGGGAACAACGUGAAUCAUUUGUCAAUUUAUCUAGAUGUUGCAGAUUCAGAAAAUUUACCUUAUGGAUGGAGUAGAUUUGCCGGUUUCAGAUUUGCAGUCAUCGACCAAAUUGAUCGUACAACUUCCAUUGCUAAAGGUAUUUCUACGCAUGAGUUCAAAGCUACGGAGUCUGAUUGGGGGUUCACUUCUUUCUUACCACUUAGUGAAUUAAAAGAUCCUAAAAGAGGUUAUCUCGUCGACGAUGCAUGCUUAGUUGAAGCCUAUGUUUCCACUGAUAUUUCAUAUGUAUUGAUGGUCCAAACUGAUUCGGAUAAACAUAAGACCGAGGAAGCUGAUUGUGUUAAGGCAGCCGUAGACGACCAGAAAACUGUGAGUACCGAACCAAUAGAAAUCACAACUCCUGCACAAACUCAGCCUUCUUGCCAGAUUGUUGCCAUUGAACCUGAAGAUCCCACCGAGGAAGAUAUAAAGACAUUCUUCACUAGCUUAGAGUCUGAGCUUUCAAACUCUGACACUGUUUUUUCUAAAGAAGAAGCAAAGGAAGCACUGGCUAAAUUAGAUGAAGCCUUGAGUAUGACCCCAGUUGAUUUCUACGAUUCAGGGAAGUUUUCUUCACUCAAGCAGGCAUUCAAGAUCCUAGCUAGUUUUGAUUGUUCCUCUACCACCCUUUCGGCUGAGCAGAAAAAUGAGUUGUUGGCCAUGGAGGAAAACUUGAAAGAUCAAGUUGACCGAGCAGUGAAGGCAGUGCAGGACAAGAGCCGAUUUACAGAGAAGGAAUCUAUCAAGCUGACAAUUUCUCGUAAUUUGGAUCUUAAUCUAAUCAGAUAUAAGGAGGUGGAAUCAGAGUUGAAACAGGUAGAGCAAAAACUUGCUGCCCUGUUGGCUGAACGAAAAGGGAUAUUCCAAGGUUCCAAGGAAAUGAAAAAGGAGUUGGAAGCAUUGGGAAAGGAAUGGGCAGAAUAUGAGGGCAAUGCCAAGGCAGCUGAGGAGGAAGAGAGAAGCGUCGAGGCAGAAUGGGGAAGAAUGAAGGAUUUCAUUUCUUCUAUAAAAGGAAAGAUAUAGAAAGUGUUAUAGUAUUAGGUGUUUUGAACAAAGACUUAUAUGGUACUUUUGUUGGAAUUAAACUUUGUAAUGAACCUGCUGCUAGUUUAUCUCCUGCAUUGGUAGCUGAUGCUACACCA